CUCUCUCUCCCUGUUCCUCAGUUCUCCCCGAGUCUGUGUUGGGUUGGGGGUGUGUCAAGAGCCAGGGGUACUGGUGGUGUUACAGAGCUGGUAGCCUCUGCUGAUCUGGGGAGUCCAGAAAUAAGGGGGUUCGAAGAGUUUGGAAUUUACUUCUAGGGGGCCCUUUGCUGGGGUGGUGGUGAAGGUAGUGGGACUUAGACCCCAUGUAGCUGAUCAAGCAGGAGCUGUGAAGGAGGCUUGUGGGAGGGGGCAGGGAUGGGAGGAUUCUGUCUGGCCCAGCCCCUCCUCUCCUUUCCAGCCUGCCCAACCCGCCCACCAGUCUGAGCUGCUGUUGCUGAGGCUGGUCUGCUGGAAGUCUCCGGGAGAGAGGGAAAGACAGGUGGGGAGACAGUGUCAACGGGGAAUGAGCCUUAGCGUGAGUCCUGCAGUUUGGAGUCAAGGAGAAUCAUGGGGUCCAGGGAUGAACCAUGCAGUCUCUUAGGCGGACUCUCAUUCCUCCUGCUACUGAUGUCAGUCCAGGGGGCCAAGGGUGGAUCCCUCAAAGAGAGCCAGGGGGUCUGCUCCAGGCAGAUGCUCGUGGUCCCCCUCCAUUACAACGAGUCCUACAGCCAACCAGUGUAUAAGCCCUACCUGACCGUGUGUGAUGGAAGACGCAUCUGCAGCACCUACAGGACCACAUACCGUGUGGCGUGGAGGGAGGUGAGGAGGGAGGUGCCGCAGACCCACGUCGUGUGCUGCCAGGGCUGGAAGAAGCGGCAUCCAGGGGCCCUCACCUGUGAUGCCAUUUGUGCCAAGCCGUGUCAGAACCGAGGCGUCUGCGUUAGGCCAGAGCAGUGCGAGUGCGCCCCAGGCUGGGGUGGGAAGCACUGUCAUGUGGACGUGGAUGAAUGUAGGACUGGUGUUGCCCUCUGCUUCCACCGUUGCCUCAAUACCGCAGGCAGCUUCACUUGUGGCUGUCCUCAAGGCCUGGUGCUGGGUAUGGACAGGCGUACCUGCACAGAGGGCGCCCCGGAGCCCCCAACUGGUGCCAACAUCCUCAGUGUGGCAGUUCGGGAAGCAGAACAAGAUGAGCAUGCGCUGAGACAGGAGAUUUGGGAGCUUCAAGGGCGCCUGGAGCGGCUGGAGCAGUGGGCAGGUCAGGCCGGGGCCUGGGUCCGAGCCAUGCUGCCCAUGCCACCUGAAGAGCUACAGCCGGAACAGGUGGCAGAGCUAUGGGGCCGUGGCGACAGGAUCGAGUCUCUCAGCGACCAAGUGCUGCUGCUGGAGGAGAGGCUAGGUGCCUGCUCCUGUGAGGACAACAGCCUGGGCCCAGGCCUCAAUCUCAAUCGGCGGCCAAUAAGGAACCCCUCCAGAGCUCCUGCCCCCUAAUUUAUACAGAAACUGGCCCCACUAAUCCUCUGGGAUUGGCCAGCUGGGGAAGCGAAGAUAAGGUUAUCUGCCACUAAGGAGCAAUGAGUGACGGAAACUUACGAGAGCUGAAGGAAGGGGGAAAGAUGGGUGCCUUGGGCCCACCCCUGAGUCUUCUGGCUGGGGGAGGUGGCCUAGGCGAGAACCACUUCAAUGCCUUAACAAAUGCAGCCAGAAAGUGCCCAGAUCUCUCUCUCUCUCUCUCAAUCUUUAUUCUCGGGUUUCUUGCUGUUAUCCAGAUAAUUAAUAAAAACCACACAAAACUGGG
This is a messenger RNA of Prionailurus viverrinus (fishing cat), 1675 nucleotides long. It is a transcript of the gene EGFL8, whose product is annotated as EGF like domain multiple 8. Gene Ontology annotation, biological process: anatomical structure development. The transcript has 9 exons. The record is from RefSeq and is a predicted model, not a curated record. NCBI's taxonomy places the organism in Eukaryota, Metazoa, Chordata, Mammalia, Carnivora, Felidae. The coding region runs from base 448 to 1368 and encodes 306 amino acids. Gene Ontology annotation, cellular component: cell surface; extracellular region. Gene Ontology annotation, molecular function: calcium ion binding; signaling receptor binding.